This is a messenger RNA of Sinocyclocheilus anshuiensis, 994 nucleotides long. Its product is annotated as U2 small nuclear ribonucleoprotein B''-like. The coding region runs from base 101 to 760 and encodes 219 amino acids. NCBI's taxonomy places the organism in Eukaryota, Metazoa, Chordata, Actinopteri, Cypriniformes, Cyprinidae. The record is from RefSeq and is a predicted model, not a curated record. Gene Ontology annotation, molecular function: RNA binding. The transcript has 7 exons.
CGCAACUGUUUCACAACAAUAAACCAAAGGAGGAAGAAGCCUAGCGGCAGUUUCCGCUUGAACUCGGCAGUGUGUGUGGUUUUACCUGAGAUUAUUAAUCAUGGACAUACGACCGAAUCACACCAUCUAUAUCAACAAUGUUAACGAUAAGAUCAAGAAAGAAGAGUUGAAGAGAUCCCUGUACGCCUUAUUCUCCCAGUUCGGCCAGAUUCUGGACAUUGUUGCGCUAAAGACCACAAAGAUGAGGGGUCAGGCUUUUGUUAUCUUCAAAGAGCUUGCUGCAGCCACCAAUGCCCUCAGACAGCUUCAGGGAUUCCCUUUCUACAAUAAACCCAUGCGAAUCCAGUAUGCAAAAACCGACUCAGAUCUGAUCUCUAAGACGAGAGGCACGUAUGGAGAUAAAGAAAAGAAGAAAGAGAAGAAAAAGAAAGCUCAGGAACAGGCUGCCAAUUUCAACACGAAACCAGCGGGAGCAGUAAACACACAACCUCCUCCACCUGCCACAGUCCAGGUCCCUGACAACCCACCAAAUUAUAUUCUGUUCCUGAAUAAUCUCCCAGAAGAAACCAAUGAGAUGAUGCUCUCCAUGUUAUUCAACCAGUUUCCAGGGUUUAAAGAAGUGCGCCUGGUCCCUGGAAAGCAUGACAUUGCGUUUGUGGAGUUUGAGAGCGAGGCUCAAGCUGGAGUAGCGAAAGAUGCUCUGCAGGGAUUCAGAAUCACAGCCACGUGUGCCAUGAAAAUCACAUAUGCCAAAAAGUGACCUGGCUCACACUUACUGGACUGUAACUGAGGCUUUGAUCAGUGGAUCCUCACUUCUGAUUUGUGUUUGUCUUUACAUUCAAACUCUUUAUUUUUUUUUAACAUGUUUGUUCAGUGACUGUUUAGUAUUGUUUUUCCUAUUUUUUAUUUUUUAUUUGUAUGGGAAUUAUUUGGUCACUGAGGACUUCAUGAUAUUCCAGGACAGGUCUUUAUUUUGUACUGUGGACUAAUAAAA